Molecule: messenger RNA, 1546 nt
Organism: Dryobates pubescens (Downy woodpecker)
Lineage: Eukaryota; Metazoa; Chordata; Aves; Piciformes; Picidae
Gene: CDS1
Product: CDP-diacylglycerol synthase 1
Exons: 12
Coding region: 157-1257 (366 amino acids)
Cellular component (GO): endoplasmic reticulum membrane
Molecular function (GO): phosphatidate cytidylyltransferase activity
Source: RefSeq, a predicted model, not a curated record
GAAGAAGGACUUGUGGGUUUGGAUCUUAGGAAUGAUUCAGAUGUUCCUGAUGUUCCUCCAGCCACAGACAACACUCCAGAGAUCCUUAAGCCUGCUUUGUCAGGCUUGUCUGCCAGAUGGCAGAACUGGUGGCUGCGUGGGAUUCUCACUCUAGCCAUGAUUGCUGGCUUUUUUCUGAUCAUCUCCCUGGGAUCAUUCAUGCUGAUGCUGCUGGUGCUGAGCAUCCAAGUGAAAUGCUACCAUGAAAUCAUUACUAUAGGUUACAGAGUCUACCACUCCUAUGACUUACCCUGGUUUAGAUCCCUCAGCUGGUACUUUCUGCUGUGUGUGAAUUACUUCUUUUAUGGAGAGACUGUGGCUGAUUACUUUGCUACCUUUGUGCAGAGAAGAGAACAGCUCCAGUUCCUCAUUCGGUACCACAGGUUUAUCUCCUUUGCCCUCUAUUUAGCAGGCUUCUGCAUGUUUGUCUUGAGCUUAGUGAAGAGGCAUUACCGGCUGCAGUUCUACAUGUUUGCAUGGACUCACGUCACUUUGCUGAUCACUGUCACCCAGUCUCAUCUUGUCAUCCAAAAUCUCUUUGAAGGCAUGAUCUGGUUUCUGGUUCCAAUCUCCAGUGUCAUCUGCAAUGACAUCACUGCUUACAUCUUUGGGUUCUUCUUUGGCAGAACUCCAUUGAUUAAGCUGUCUCCCAAGAAGACCUGGGAAGGAUUCAUUGGAGGCUUCUUUUCCACAGUCAUCUUUGGAUUUGUUUUUGCCUAUUUCUUGGCUCAGCAUCAGUACUUUGUCUGCCCUGUGGAGUAUAACAGUGACUCCAACAGGUUUGUCACAGAGUGUGAAGCUUCAGAGCUCUUCCAGAUGACGACGUACUCCGUGCCACCAGUGCUUCAGGCUGUGCUGGGAUGGGAAGUGGUGUCCCUGUACCCGUUCCAGCUGCACAGCGUCGCCCUCUCGACCUUUGCCUCCUUGAUUGGGCCCUUUGGAGGCUUCUUCGCCAGUGGCUUUAAAAGAGCUUUCAAAAUCAAGGAUUUUGCCGACACAAUCCCUGGGCACGGAGGCAUCAUGGAUCGCUUUGAUUGCCAGUACCUGAUGGCUACCUUUGUUCAUGUCUACAUCACCAGCUUCAUAAGAGGUCCAAACCCCAGCAAACUACUGAAGCAGCUGCUGAUCCUCCAGCCUGAGCAGCAGCUCAGUGUCUACAGAACCCUGAGAUCUCACCUUGUUGAAAAAGGCAUCCUGCAGCCGUCUCUGAGAGGGUAGUUUGUCAAAACAGAGUGUGGGAAGAAGCCUCCAUCUGCAAGAAGCCUGUGGGAAAAGCAUUGCAAGGGUGCAGCUAGGCAGUGGCUCAAGGGAGAGGGGUCUGUGGGCUGGGCGGGGGGAAUGAGGUGAGCCUGAGUGCUGUGGCUUCCUGCGGGCACAGAGCAGAUCUCUGACUCCUCUCAGCAAGGCAGAAGUUUGCAAAGCAAGAGAACUCCUGCUGUGUAUUUUAGCUCCUGGAGUGGAUGGCUGCAGCCUGCCUGCAGCACCCAGCCUUUGGCAGGCUUUGGAU